AGGGGGCUGCGCGCGGCUGGACGUUGGGCUUGGUCCAGCGGGCGCCAUGGCUGCCGAGGGGACAGCUGUGGCCGGAGGCGGGGCUGUUGGCGACCGGCUGGCCAAGGACAGCUUGCGGCAGUCUCAGUGCCCGGACGCGGCCCCGAACCGGCGGCGCGGCUCGUCGCUGUCCCGUGACGCCGAGCGCCGCGCCUACCAGUGCUGCCGGGAGUACUUGGGCGGGGCCUGGCGCCGGGCGCGGCCGGAGGAGCUGAGGGUGGACCCUGUGAGCGGGGGCCUCAGUAACCUGCUGUUCCGCUGCUCGCUGCCGGACCACCUGCCGAGCGUUGGCAAGGAGCCCCGGGAGGUGCUGCUGCGGCUGUACGGGGCCAUCCUGCAGGGCGUGGAUUCCUUGGUCCUCGAAAGUGUGAUGUUCGCCAUCCUGGCAGAGCGGUCGCUGGGGCCCCAGCUCUAUGGAGUCUUUCCAGAGGGCCGGCUGGAACAGUACAUCCCAAGCCGGCCACUGAAAACCUGUGAGCUUCGAGAGCCGGUGCUGUCCGCAGAAAUCGCCACGAAGAUGGCCCGGUUCCAUGGCAUGGAGAUGCCGUUCACUAAGGAGCCCCACUGGCUGUUUGGGACCAUGGAACGGUACCUGAAGCAGAUCCAGGACCUGCCCCCCACUGACCUCCCCCAGAUGAACCUACUGGAGAUGUACAGCCUGAAGGAUGAGAUGGGCAACCUCAGGAAAUUGCUCGACUCCACCCCAUCCCCAGUGGUCUUCUGCCACAAUGACGUCCAGGAAGGGAACAUCUUGUUGCUCUCAGAGCCAGAAAACACCGACAGACUCAUGCUGGUUGACUUCGAGUACAGUAGUUACAACUACAGGGGCUUUGACAUUGGGAACCAUUUCUGUGAGUGGGUUUAUGAUUAUACUCACGAGGAGUGGCCUUUCUACAAAGCGCAGCCCGCAGACUACCCCACCCGGGGGCAGCAGCUCCAUUUUAUUCGCCAUUACCUGGCAGAAGGCAAGAAAGGUGACACCAUCUCCCAGGAGGAGCAGAGAAAACUGGAAGAAGAUUUGCUGGUAGAGGCUAAUCGAUACGCUCUGGCAUCCCAUUUCUUUUGGGGUCUCUGGUCUAUCCUCCAGGCAUCUAUGUCCACCAUAGAAUUUGGUUACUUGGAGUAUGCCCAGUCUCGGUUCCAGUUCUACUUCCAGCAGAAAGGACAGCUGAGCAGCUUCCACCCCUCAUCCUGACUCUCCGGCCCCCAACUCCUCAGAUGGCUCCUGGAGCCUCCAGGGCAGGACCUUGGAGGGAGGGGCGCAGAGCAGGGCACCCUGCGGACUGGGCUGAGCCCUGGAGUGAGCCUGGGGUUGAGGGUCGUGGUGGGACAAUCCCGGGCUGUGCACCCUCAGAAUAAACAAGCUGCUUCCCUCACA
This is a messenger RNA of Canis lupus familiaris (dog), 1417 nucleotides long. RefSeq names its product choline kinase beta (gene CHKB). Lineage: Eukaryota; Metazoa; Chordata; Mammalia; Carnivora; Canidae. Bases 47 to 1234 code for a protein of 395 amino acids. Gene Ontology annotation, biological process: phosphatidylethanolamine biosynthetic process; CDP-choline pathway. Gene Ontology annotation, molecular function: ethanolamine kinase activity; choline kinase activity. Gene Ontology annotation, cellular component: cytoplasm. The transcript is spliced from 11 exons. The record is from RefSeq and is a predicted model, not a curated record.